UAUUUCACGCCCGUCCCUGGUCCUUGUCUUCCCCGACAAACCGGUUCCGUGUGACGGUCGUGCGGCCCGGAGACUCGGCGAGGGACACGCUGGAGGGGGUCUGCAAGACGCACCAGCUGGACCCGGCUGCCCAUUACCUGCGGCUGAGGUUCCUCGUGGAGAAUAGACUGCAGGUCUACGUGCCGCAGCCUGAGGAGGACGUGUACGAGCUGCUGUACCAGGAGAUCGAGAUCUGCCCCAAGGCCAUGCGGAGCCUGCAGGUGGAGAAGUCGGACGCGGCCGGGGACAGCUACGAAAUAACCUGGAAGCUAGAAGUUGCUGUAAGAAUGGAGUUCAAGAUAAGAGGAUGCAAUGACAUCUUUGCGCCCUGGCUGGUGCGGUCAGUUGGUUAAAAGGCACCGAGAGGUCACGGCUCGAUUCCGGUCAAGGGCACAUGCCCGGGUUGCAGGCUGGAACCCCAGUAGGGGGGGUGUGCAGGAGGCAGCCGAUCCAUGUUUCUCUCUCUCUCUCUCUCUCUCUCUCUCUCUCUCUCUCUCUCCCUCUCUCCCUUUCUCUCUCAAAUCCAUAAAAACGUGUUUUUAAAAAAUGAGGUCGUUGGAACAUCCUCAUUCUCCAUCUGAGGCACCCGAUACCCGCGUGGGCGGGGCCGUGGGUCGUGUGGCCCGCGUGGGCGCUGUUUCCAGGACCUGCGAACAAAACAAAACAUGCUGGUUAUGACUCGGCCCCGCCCUCUCGGGGACGCUCUGGCCCGGCCCGCGUCAGUUCUGUUUUGUCACUUGCCUGUUGUGUGAGCCGCUGUGCUCUGCCCGGCCCUCAGCCAGGUCACUGCCCAGAGCCUGAGCUGUGUCCACGUCACGGUGGCCUUAGUUCCACACGGUCCCCUUUGCAGUUCUACCCGAGGGAAAGCGCGUGUCCUGGGCUCCCAUUGGCCAGGGAGGAUGUACAUGAGCAUGGAGGUGGCCAGGACUGGGAGCCCCAGGCCCCUCAGCACGCAGUGUUUUGGGGCGUGUUCUGCCCUUUUUCCUGACGGGUCAGCCACGCCCAGGACUGGCCACUAGUGGCUCUGAGCUCAGGACCCCGGCCACGGGAAGGCUCACGUGGAGUGUGAAACCAGCCGGGUUCGUGUGAGGUUGGAUUU
This is a messenger RNA of Myotis lucifugus (little brown bat), 1138 nucleotides long. Its product is annotated as T-lymphoma invasion and metastasis-inducing protein 1-like. Gene Ontology annotation, biological process: small GTPase-mediated signal transduction; activation of GTPase activity; positive regulation of axonogenesis. Lineage: Eukaryota; Metazoa; Chordata; Mammalia; Chiroptera; Vespertilionidae. The transcript has 4 exons. Gene Ontology annotation, molecular function: guanyl-nucleotide exchange factor activity. The annotation marks the transcript as partial. The record is from RefSeq and is a predicted model, not a curated record. Gene Ontology annotation, cellular component: plasma membrane; synapse; cytosol.